AUGCAGGAGGGGACCACAAGAGCUGUCAUUUCACCCCUUCACCGCAAGGUGCUUCCGAGAGCGUCGUGUAACGGCAGGGUGCACUGGAAUUGUUUGGUGACCGAGGGCGCUAACAGCCUUGAGCGCAAACGGCAAGACGCCGCGCUUGCGGUCCCGCAUCCCCGUCCCCUGCCAUUUGACAUGCGCCCAACGUUUCGUUCUCCCGAUGCCCCGUCCGCCUCGUUCACCGUGCCAGAGGUGCCAAACCUCUCGGAUGCAGGCGAGGUGCAGCCGGUGCUGCGGGAACGUUCAGGAAGCCCCACUGACUUGGUACUGGAAGGGCACGCACUGGCUUUGUCCCGCAUCCGCUUGACAGAUCUCGUAGGGAAGGCGAGCCUCAGGCGGCAGCACAGGAUGCAGGUCGCAAAAGACCAAGAAGUUCGCCUCCUAUGCACGGCCGCACCCUAG
Messenger RNA from Parastagonospora nodorum SN15, 447 nucleotides. RefSeq lists its product as hypothetical. The transcript is spliced from 2 exons. The record is from RefSeq and is a predicted model, not a curated record. The coding region runs from base 1 to 447 and encodes 148 amino acids. Lineage: Eukaryota; Fungi; Ascomycota; Dothideomycetes; Pleosporales; Phaeosphaeriaceae.